Molecule: messenger RNA, 357 nt
Organism: Brenthis ino (lesser marbled fritillary)
Lineage: Eukaryota; Metazoa; Arthropoda; Insecta; Lepidoptera; Nymphalidae
Source: the annotation of a GenBank genome assembly
AUGCAUUCUACUGUAAGAACGAGGCAAAUAAUAAAAUAUCUUCCGCCCAGAAUUGGGCAUCAUAUAAGUCGUUGCAUAACUAAUAAAAUUGAAGAUGUGAGCACCCACACAGGACAAAAAUGGGAUUCUGAUGAUUAUCGUCUUGCAAGAUUUGCUCUCGCCCCUAAGCAAGUAAAUCAAAAUUGGGCUGUUAAUUUAAUUGCAGAAAUACCUCCCAAAGAAGUAACAGAGAGAGUAGUAUGGUGUGAUGGUGGAAGUGGUCCGGAAGGCCACCCAAGGGUUUAUAUUAAUGUGGAUAAACCAGGAAACCAUGCAUGUGGCUACUGUGGAUUAAGAUUUGUUAAAAAAGAUCACCAU